Molecule: messenger RNA, 1086 nt
Organism: Rhododendron vialii
Lineage: Eukaryota; Viridiplantae; Streptophyta; Magnoliopsida; Ericales; Ericaceae
Exons: 3
Coding region: 1-1086 (361 amino acids)
Source: RefSeq, a predicted model, not a curated record
AUGGUGUUCGACGUUGGGCCAUUCGAAUUCAAUCAAGUGAAAGGUCUAGACUGCAAUUGGAGUAAUGGUUCGCAAGUUAAAUUGGCGGAAUUAAGGUUUGAUAGGAUAGAAACGGACGAGACUUCGGCAGCUUUUGGAAAAAGAACGGAUUUCCUACGGACGAAAACGGAGGACAGAAGGUUGCGCGAAGCAGCAGCCGUACAACGAAGGAAACCGAGUUCACUGCCCCGCUGUUGUGUUUCAGCAAUCCUACCCGGCUUGCCGGUGAUGGGGAAUCCCGGAACGCUCAGCAACCCUCGACCGAAGAAGAAUAUCAUACCCUCCUGGACCAGACCCUUGGGACAGAGAUUAGAACGACUCCAACUUCAGGCAGACCCCGCCAGUGCAUCGGAUUCAAGGGGGGAAAUGGACCUGCUAAUCGGAAACCUCAACCCAAAUGGAGACGAUCCAAACCCAAAUCUAAUCCCAAACCUCAACCGUAACGGAGGCAAUUCAAAUCCUAACGAAGGCAAUCCAAACCCAAAUCCAAAUCUGCAUCCUAAUCCUAAUCCAAACCCGGAACCGAACCAGGAAAUCCCAAGUGGAGAAAUGAGGCAAGUCACGCAAGCUAUUCAGUGUCUGGGCGAAUGUACUGACAACCAAAUCGCCCAACUCAUGAUGAUGAUAACCGGGGUUGCCCGACGACUUCUAAAUCCAAAUCCUAACGCAAAUCCAAACCUUAAUCCAAACCCAAACCCUAAUCCGAAUCCGAAUCUAAUCCCAAUGCCAAACCCAAACCCUAAUCUAAACCUGAAUCCUAACCCGAAGCAGCCGAUCCUCGAAGUGGAAGCCCCGCAGAAUACCGAGAUGGCAGUGGUCUUGGCAAAGAUCACCCAGUUAGAACAAUCUGUUGCGAGAAACAAGAAGAUUGCCUCGACAGGUUUUGACAUCAACAAGCUUUGCCUUUUUCUUAAUGCAAAGCUCCUGGAGAAAUUUAGACCAAUCGACUUUGCUAAAUUCGACGGGACUGGGGAUCCGAAAGCACAUUUGACUGGGUACAUCGGAGCACUGUCUAUGUGGGGAGUAGAAAGGGACGCCAUGGCCUAG